Messenger RNA from Uloborus diversus, 648 nucleotides. Its product is annotated as zinc finger protein 664-like. The record is from RefSeq and is a predicted model, not a curated record. The transcript has 2 exons. Lineage: Eukaryota; Metazoa; Arthropoda; Arachnida; Araneae; Uloboridae. Gene Ontology annotation, biological process: regulation of transcription by RNA polymerase II. Gene Ontology annotation, molecular function: DNA-binding transcription factor activity, RNA polymerase II-specific; RNA polymerase II cis-regulatory region sequence-specific DNA binding. Bases 1 to 648 code for a protein of 215 amino acids.
AUGCAUUUAAAAGUCCACACUCAAGAAGAAAACUUUUGUUGUGAUGUUUGUCCUAAGUCGUUUUCUUACCUUUCCAGUUUAAAGAAUCAUCUAAGAGUCCAUACUGGAGAAAAACGGUAUUCUUGUGAUGAUUGUCCAAAGUCGUUUUCUGAAUCUUCAAAAUUGAUACGACAUCUGAAAGUUCAUACUGGAGAAAAACCGUAUUCUUGUGAUGUUUGUCCAAAGUCGUUUUCUGAAUCUUCAAAAUUGAAAAGACAUCUGAAAGUCCAUACUGGAGAAAAACCUUUUUCAUGUGAUUGUUGUUCUAAGACAUUUUCCGAAGCUUCAAACUUGAAGUUGCAUUUGAAAGUCCAUACUGGCGAAAAACCGUAUUCUUGUGAUGAUUGUCCAAUGUCGUUUUCUGACUUUUCAAAAUUGAUAAGACAUCUGCAAGUCCAUACUGGCGAGAAAACAUAUUCUUGUGAUUAUUGUCGAAAGUCGUUUUCUGACCUUUCCAGUUUUAAGAGGCAUUUGAGAGUCCAUACUGGCGAAAAACCGUAUUCUUGUGAUUAUUGUCGAAAGUCGUUUUCUGACCUUUCCAGUUUUAAGAGGCAUUUGAAAGUCCAUACUGGCGAAAAAACGUAUUCUUGUGCUUUAAGAGGCAUCUGA